Molecule: messenger RNA, 1126 nt
Organism: Prosopis cineraria
Lineage: Eukaryota; Viridiplantae; Streptophyta; Magnoliopsida; Fabales; Fabaceae
Product: adenine phosphoribosyltransferase 3-like
Exons: 6
Coding region: 138-686 (182 amino acids)
Biological process (GO): adenine salvage
Cellular component (GO): cytoplasm; cytosol
Molecular function (GO): adenine phosphoribosyltransferase activity
Source: RefSeq, a predicted model, not a curated record
CCUUUUCUUCUUCCCAUCUCUAUGUUCUUCUCUUUUAUUCUCCUCUCCCUCCUUCUCUCCUUCCUUCUUUCCCUUCUCAAUCUGCUCCUUCUGCUCUUCACUUACCCUCUUUCCUGUUUAUCUCUGCCCAGCACACAAUGUCUGCUUGCACCAAUGAGGAUCCCCGUAUUCUCGGCAUCAAAACUAAGAUUCGUGUCGUCCCCAAUUUCCCCAAACCUGGGAUCAUGUUCCAAGACAUCACUACUCUGUUGCUAGACCCCAAAGCGUUUAAGGACACAAUUGACUUGUUCGUUGAACGAUACAAAGGCAAAAACAUUUCUGUUGUUGCAGGAGUUGAAGCUCGGGGUUUUAUAUUUGGCCCUCCCAUUGCACUGGCAAUAGGAGCCAAGUUUGUACCUUUGAGGAAACCGAAGAAGUUGCCAGGGAAAGUUAUUUCUCAGGACUACAUAUUGGAAUAUGGAAGGGACUGCCUUGAGAUGCAUGUUGGAGCUGUUGAGCCUGGUGAGCGUGCUUUAGUAGUUGAUGAUUUGAUUGCUACUGGUGGAACGCUCAGUGCAGCAAUGGACUUACUAGAACGUGUUGGAGCAGAAGUAGUUGAAUGUGCAUGUGUAAUUGAAUUACCAGAAUUGAAGGGUCGUGAACGGCUGAACGGGAAGCCCUUACACGUGUUGGUUGAGUAUUACUAGUCAUUUAAAGAUACAAGCAAAGGUGGCUAAAGCAUGAUAAAACUGAAGGGAUACACAUUAAAGGGAAUGUAAUGUUACUUUAUAAUGCUACUGCUGCUUCUCAUUCGGAAUCCAAUCUAUAUGCAGCUCCCUUCCCCUGAAUAUGUAUAUUUUUGUUUCCCUCGUUUUUUCUUUCAACGAUUAUUGAGUUUGAAAGGGGUGGUCAAAGAGACCCAGAUGGUGCUUUGUCUGAGUAGCACAAGCAGUUUUUGGGACGCCAGCAGGGGCAAAAGCUUUGUGGUACAACUGAAUACUUUUGAAAUUAAUGAACUUGUAGAACCCAUCCUUUCCCAGUAGCAGUAGUGGUGGUGACUCUUUAUGUGGUGUGAUGCACUUUGGAAAAAGGAGACAGAGAAUAAAGAAACGUAACCAGGGAUAAUGAAGUCCGCUUUGAUUCUUCA